AUGAGAUUUCCUCUCAAGUUGAGCUUUGACCUGUCCUCUCAAGUUGAGCUGCUCUCGCAACCUGUGCUGUCCUCGCAAGCCGUGCUGUCCUCGCAAGCCGUGCUGUCGUCGCAAUCCGUGCUGUCCUCGCAAGCCGUGCUGUCCUUGCAAGCUUUGCUGUCAGUGCAAGCUUUGCUGUCGGCGCAAGCUGUGGUGUCCUCCCAAGUUGUGCUGUCCUCGCAAGUUGUGCUGUCCUCUCAAGUUGUGCUGUCCUCUCAAAUUGAGCUGUCCUCUCAAGUUGAGCUGCCCUCUCAAGUUGAGCUGCCCUCUCAAGCUGAGCUGCCCUCUGAAGUUGAGCUGCCCUCUGAAGUUGAGCUGCCCUCUCAAGUUGAGCUGCCCUCUCAAGUUGAGCUGUCCUCUCAAGUUGAAUUGUCCUCUCAAGUUGAGCUGUCCUUUAAAGUUGAGCUGUCCUCUCUAGUUGAGCUGUCCUCUCAGGUUGAGCUUUCCUCUCAGGUUGAGCUGUCCUCUCAAGUUGAGCUGUCCUCGCAAUCUGUGCUGUCCCCGCAAGGUGUGCUGUCCCCGCAAGCUGUGCUGUCCCCGCAAGCUGUGCUGUCCCCGCAACCUGUGUUGUCCUCGCAAGCUGUGCUGUCCCUGCAAGCUGUGCUGCUCUCUCAAGCUGUGCUGUCCGCGCAAGCCGUGCUGUCCUCGCAAGCCGUGCUGUCGUCGCAAUCCGUGCUGUCUUACCAAGCCGUGCUGUCCUUGCAAGCUUUGCUGUCGGUGCAAGCUUUGCUGUCGGUGCAAGCUGUGCUGUCCGCACAAGUUGUGCUGUCCUCGCAAGUUGAGCUGUCCUCUCAAGUUGAGCUGCCCUCUGAAGUUGAGCUGCCCUCGCAAGUUGAGCUGUCCUCUCAAGUUGAGCUGUCAUCUCAGGUUGAGCUGUCCUCUCAAGUUGAGCUGUCCUCUGAAGUUGAGCUGUCCUCUCAAGUUGAGCUGUCCUCUAAAGUUAAGCUGUCCUCUCAAGUUGAGCUGUCUUCUCUAGUUGAUCUGUCCUCUCUAGUUGAGCUGUCCUCUCUAGUUCAGCUGUCUUUCCUAGUUGAGCUGUCCUCUCUAGUUGAGCUGUCCUCUCUAGUUGAGCUGUCCUCUCUAGUUGAGCUGUCCUCUCAAGUUGAGCUGUACACUCAAGUUGAGCUGCCCUCUCAAGUUGAGCUGCCCUCUCAAGUUGAGCUGCCCUCUCAAGUUGAGCUGCCCUCUGAAGUUGAGCUGCCCUUUUAA
Schistocerca piceifrons (Central American locust) is the source of this 1248-nucleotide messenger RNA. RefSeq lists its product as uncharacterized. The record is from RefSeq and is a predicted model, not a curated record. NCBI's taxonomy places the organism in Eukaryota, Metazoa, Arthropoda, Insecta, Orthoptera, Acrididae. The coding region runs from base 1 to 1248 and encodes 415 amino acids. The transcript is spliced from 2 exons.